UUUUGGGGAAGAAAGCAGCAAAAACAACAACAACAACAAAAAGAAAGGCAGGAGAGGAAAAGCAACGAGUUAACGGCGCUGGAGAUCCCACCUGCCAAACGCCGGCGGAGCGGAGAGCUUUGUCCGUCUGUCUGGCUGGUGAGCCCGGGGAUCACAUGCGUCCCCGUCCUGCCCCCUCCCUCCGCAGCCCUCCGUCCCGCUGCGCUCCUCGCAACUUUGGCGAAACUCGCCCAAAGCGGAGGCACUUUCCGCAGGCAGGCUCCUCCAGCCCUCUGCGGCUCCUCGGGGGCUGAGAGGCGGGGGGGGCGGUUCGCCAGCUGCCAAGGCUCUGUUUUCCCUCUUGCCAAAUAAAGUUCUGGGACUUGCAGAGGAGAUUUCUGCACAAGCAAACGAUAAUGAUUGCCCUGAGCAAGAAAAGCUCACGUUCUUCUCAGCUCUGCCUCGCUCUCUGCGCCUUUGGGCUGGCAUUGCUGGGGGACGUGUCCCGGGCUGUCCCCAUGGACGAUCAGGAUUAUUACUUGCAGGAGAUUAGCAACAGGGAUCAUUAUUACUCCUUUCCGUAUCCCGGUGAAGAGUUUUUUCCUUUCACGGAGCAACCUGGAGAGGAAGGACCUGUUCGCGCUGCAGAGACAGAGGAGCACCCAGGGUUCAAACCGAGCAGGAAAGAGUUAAAACCGAAGAAAAGCAACAAAAAAGGAAAACCCAUUCUUGAAACUCCACCAGAUUGUCCUCCACUUGGUCUAGAGACAUUAAAAAUUACUGACUUCCAGCUCCAUGCCUCUACAGCAAAGCGGUAUGGCCUUGGGGCCCACAGAGGAAGGCUUAAUAUUCAGGCAGGUGUUAACGAAAAUGAUUUUUAUGAUGGUGCUUGGUGUGCAGGAAGAAAUGACCCGUAUCAGUGGAUUGAAGUAGAUGCUCGAAGGCUAACAAAAUUCACUGGAGUCAUCACACAAGGAAGAAACUCUCUCUGGUCGAGUAACUGGGUGACCUCUUACAGAGUGUUGGUGAGCAAUGACAGUCAUGCGUGGACUGCUGUCAGAAAUGAGUCUGGAGAUGUGAUUUUUGAAGGAAACAGUGAGAAAGAGAUCCCGGUUCUCAAUAUGUUGCCGGUGCCUCUGGUUGCACGUUAUAUCCGUAUAAACCCUCGGUCCUGGUUCGAAGAAGGUAGCAUCUGUAUGAGACUGGAAAUCUUAGGGUGUCCUUUGCCAGACCCAAAUAAUUAUUACCACAGAAGAAAUGAAAUGACAACCACAGAUAAUCUUGACUUUAAGCAUCACAACUACAAGGAAAUGAGGCAGUUGAUGAAAACUGUGAAUAAAAUGUGCCCGAAUAUCACAAGAAUUUACAAUAUUGGAAAAAGCAACCAAGGACUAAAGCUGUAUGCUGUCGAGAUUUCUGACAACCCAGGAGAACACGAAGUUGGUGAACCGGAAUUUCGGUACAUUGCAGGAGCUCACGGGAAUGAAGUGCUUGGACGCGAGCUAAUCCUUUUGUUAAUGCAGUUCAUGUGUCAGGAAUACCUGGCUGGGAACCCGCGCAUUGUACAUCUCAUUGAGGAUACCAGGAUCCACCUCCUGCCCUCAGUCAACCCCGAUGGAUAUGACAAGGCAUAUAAGGCGGGUUCAGAAUUAGGGGGCUGGUCUUUAGGACGAUGGACCCAGGACGGCAUUGACAUCAACAAUAAUUUCCCUGAUUUAAACUCUUUGCUCUGGGAGUCAGAAGAUCAGAAGAAGAGUAAAAGGAAAGUUCCAAACCAUCACAUCCCGAUCCCCGACUGGUACCUGUCCGAAAACGCCACCGUGGCCGUUGAGACGCGGGCAAUAAUAGCGUGGAUGGAAAAAAUCCCUUUUGUGCUGGGUGGCAAUUUGCAGGGAGGAGAGCUGGUGGUGGCGUACCCCUAUGAUAUGGUACGAUCGAUGUGGAAAACCCAGGAUUACACCCCUACCCCAGACGACCACGUCUUUCGCUGGCUUGCGUAUUCCUAUGCCUCCACGCACCGCCUGAUGACAGAUGCGAGAAGGAGAGCGUGCCACACGGAGGAUUUCCAAAAGGAGGAUGGCACUGUCAACGGAGCCUCCUGGCACACCGUGGCUGGAAGCAUAAAUGACUUCAGUUAUCUGCACACAAACUGCUUUGAACUGUCCAUCUACGUCGGCUGCGACAAGUAUCCCCACGAGAGCGAGCUACCCGAGGAAUGGGAAAACAACCGCGAGUCCCUGAUUGUCUUCAUGGAACAGGUCCAUCGGGGCAUCAAGGGCAUAGUAAAAGAUGUGCAUGGAAAGGGAAUCCCAAACGCUGUUAUUUCAGUAGAAGGUGUUAACCAUGACAUUCGCACAGGAGCCGAUGGCGAUUACUGGCGUCUUCUCAACCCGGGGGAAUACGUGGUGGGCGUGAAGGCGGAGGGCUACACCGCCGCUACCAAGACCUGCGAAGUCGGCUACGACAUGGGAGCUACCCAGUGCGACUUCACCAUCUCCAAAACCAACCUGGCGAGAAUCAAGGAGAUCAUGAAGAAGUUUGGGAAGCAGCCCAUCAGCCUGUCCAUGCGGCGGCUCCGGCAGAGGGCUCGGCAGUGGCGGCAGCAGCGAUAGACCUCAGCCCGGCAGCCCACGGCGUCCACGAGCUCUGCUUCUAUCAGCCUGGCGGUAGUCGUAGUGAGAGUUACAUAGCCCACCUCUUCAUGCAUAUUUCUCUGCACGAGGCCUUUCUGUUAGUGGAGCUGGAUGAAUAGCGGAGGGUUUUCGGUCUGGCAAAAAAUCAGAAACAAAAUUCGAGUUGAACCGAAAUAAGCCCCGGCUUGAGGGGGAGAGGUAGGAAGAAUGUAGAAAGAUGUUUUGAGUUAACCUGGAAUGAAUUUUUUUGCUUGUUUUGGGUUAUUUAAUCCUUUGUAAAUUUGUUUCCUUUAAAAAUAGACAAAAAAAAAAAGGGAAAAAAAAGAGAUACUUAUAAAGGAGAAGUGUUGUUUUGAAUGAAAAACUGAAAAAUGUUUCUAAAGUAUAAAAUUGGUAUAUUUUUGCAAUUCAAAAAAGCUUUGACACUCUAUGUUUUAUUCUCAUAUGGGAGGAAAGCUGAGAGGGGAAAACUUCUGCUGAAGAUGAUUAAAAUUUGUGUCAAAAUUUCAGUCCCCCUUUCCCUGAAAGUCCCCCUUUGGACAAGCACCAUUAUAUUUGGGGAAAAAACCUGAAGCGAAUAACCCACCUUAGCUUUCCUGCUCGCGUUGUUUAUAUUUAAGGAUGUCUCGUGAUUCCAGAGUUUAAUGCCAGGAGUGUUUUCUCCUCUGGCUUUUUAAGGCUGCUUUUUGACUCCGUGAACUAAACCUAAGGAAAAGGGCAUGGAAUAAGGACCACUGCAGCGCUGUGGCACGGCGUCCCUCCUCUAACCUGGGAGAAGGACUUGAAACAAAGAUUUUCUCGUGGAUGCAGACAGUUUUAUCGUGUGUAUGAGAGGAGAGGCUUGGUCGUUGAUAAGUGCGUAGUUCAGAAAUGCAGUGAUAUCAUCUUUUCUUCUUGAUUUUUGGCCUGCCUAUAAGUGCCUUUUGUGCUCAUGCACACCUUGUGCCACAGUCUUCUACAGCAUGCCAGGGAUUUUGUAUUGCUCUGCGUGGUCUGCUCGUCUUGCCUCUGCAGCUGGUGCUGUUUUUCUGGCCUUAUGACUCUAUGGGAGCAGGAUUUGUGCUUCUUUAUUGGCUUUUAAGUAACCAAAUUGUACGGCAGGAUAGGAUUGAGGUUCAGGAAAGAUGCAGAUUCGAUCAAGGAAAGAAUGACCUAAAUAAACACUGGACAAAGUAUCAACUGGUAAAAAUCAACUUUGCUCCCUUGGCUUUAAUGUUACGACCUUAAUCAUAGCAAAUGAAGGGUCAGCUGCAUGAUUGUAGCCAGUCAAGAGUCUGUGAUUAAAUAAACAUCUCUUAAUAUGCUUGGUAGAAAGACUGCGGCGUACACUUCCAAAUGCAAUUCUACUUAAAACAUUUUAAUUGCUGUUACAGUUUUUGCCUGUUUGAUAUGAUUCUUGGAAAAGACAUUCACCAACAUAUCAUUCAAAACUGUGGAAAAAUAAAGUGCAAGUAGAAAACUUAGGGUAAAAAUACCACGUGCCAUCUGUAUUAAAUCUUUUUUUCUUGUCAACGAAUCUUGUAAACACAUAAAAGGCAAAAGACUGCGGAAUGAAUAAUAUAAUCAUGAACCUUUGCAUAAUAAAUAGUCAUAUUCUUAAAUUUCUUAGACAAUUCCAGCCCGUGCUUGUUCUGCAGAUACCAUUAAAUAACAGCAAUGUGCUUGGCAGAAAGGGCUCAAAGAAAAUACAAGAGUGCGUACAUAAUUUUCUAUAACUGAAAUUAUGGGACCCCGGCUCCCAGUCAGCAUCAUUUCAAUUAAGUAACAGAGGUAAACAAAUAAUCCAAUCAUCACAUUAGCAUUUGGAAUUACAUUUUACUUAUUUCACUCUAUUUACCACCCUUACAACAUUCUAUAGGUCAUAUAUUUUUGUAUAGCAAAUAUAACAGCAACUUGUCAAGAAGGGGUUUUGGCAGCUGCGAGGGGAUUAAUGAUGUCUUUGUGCAGGUAAUGAUGUGAAAUAAUUUUGGAAUAUGGAGUUAUGACAGCAGACAAUUUGUUAGCGGUUUAAUUGGGCUUGUUCAUUGGCAUAUGUAGAUGUUGUUACCGCCACAGCAGAUGAGGGCCGCACACGGGUUUUUAUGUUAUGAACUGAUGGAGUUUCUUAGGUGGCUUCUCUCUGGAGUCCCACGAAGGCUACGCAGCCGUCUUGCUGGGGGUGGCUGGCACGCGCAGGUAAACGAGAAACUAACCAGCCAAAUUUAAAUCACUGCGAUAAUCAGAUUGAAGGUGGAAACCACUAUCUUAGUCCUGGCAGGUCAAUUCUUUCUACUUUGAAAUAAUGCUUCAGGCUGAGAUUUAUGUUAACAAACCUAGAGGUCCCUAUGCUUGGUUCUCAGGUAUGAGGUUAACUCAACGAGAAGUUCGUUUUUUAUUUGAUAGCAAGAAGUGGAUUUGAUGGGAAAUUCUUCAAUGUCUAUUAGUUAAAAUUAGAUGGACUCUGAUUGCUGAAGACCUGAGUAACAUCAGAUGCUGAAGACAGUGGCCUUGGUGCUCUUUACUGGUCCUGACUAGUGCUUACACGUACUUGGGCACAGCAGAACUAUGACUAAUGCAGGUGACCUUACUCCAUUUUAGUCCAGGCAUUACUAAAUAAAUGGCCUAAUAGCUGUCAAGUGUAUUUGUCUGUGCAAUUAUUUGUUGAUUGUCCAGCACCUUUACACCGGAAAACACUCGAGUUGAAAGUUACUAAGAACUUCAGACGUGUGAAUAUCUCGUGCUGAGAUCAGAUGCUUACGCCUGCCCUGAAUCUAAUAAUACUGAACCGAUGUGUGCUCUAUUUACUGCUAUAGUUAUGCACUUGGGAGUUUAAAUGUUGAUUUUCUUUGCAAUACAUAGUACUGCUAUUUAACCUUUAGACAGAUCGAAACCACAAACCAAUAAA
This is a messenger RNA of Chroicocephalus ridibundus (black-headed gull), 5496 nucleotides long. It is a transcript of the gene CPXM2, whose product is annotated as carboxypeptidase X, M14 family member 2. NCBI's taxonomy places the organism in Eukaryota, Metazoa, Chordata, Aves, Charadriiformes, Laridae. The transcript has 13 exons. The record is from RefSeq and is a predicted model, not a curated record. Gene Ontology annotation, biological process: peptide metabolic process; protein processing. The coding region runs from base 396 to 2591 and encodes 731 amino acids. Gene Ontology annotation, molecular function: metallocarboxypeptidase activity; zinc ion binding.